GGUUGCUGGCGGCCCUUCCUCCGCACUCGCCCGGAUCGCCCCGUCGCUUGUGUCUGAAACUCCUCCGUUCGAUUCAGCAUGCCACUGACACUCGAGGUCUGCGUCGAGUCCGUUGCGUCUGCUAUCCGAGCCGAGACAUGUGGUGCCUCAAGGAUCGAGUUGUGCGCCAACCUCGAUCAAGGCGGCACCACGCCGUCGUCGGGCACCAUCGCUUUAGCAAAGCAGAAGGUGGGCAUUCCGAUCUUUGUGAUGAUUCGACCAAGAUCCGGCGACUUUCUAUAUGACGAAACCGAGUUUGAGAUCAUGAAAAGUGAUAUUGCGGCAGCCAAGUCGCUCGGAGCCGACGGUGUUGUAUUUGGCUUGUUGCUUGAGAACGGCCGCAUCGACAGGGCACGCACUUUGGAGCUGGUCAAGCUGGCCCGUCCGAUGGGCGUCACCUUUCAUCGGGCUUUCGAUAUGGCGGUCGAUCCCCUCGAGGCGCUCGAGGAGCUCGUUGAGAUUGGAGUCGACCGGAUCCUCACAAGCGGACAGGAGGCCAAGGCGUCGCUCGGACUAGAUCUCCUCCGUCGGCUGCUUGAAGUUGCCGGCAGCCGGAUAGAAGUGAUGCCUGGCUCAGGAGUCGGCCCGACAACGGUCGCGGAUAUCCUCCAAGCCCUCCCGGCCAUGCAGCAAGUCCACAUGAGCGGCGAGAUCAAGAUCCCAGAUGCCUCCAAGAUGGCCUAUCGCAAUACUCGCCUCAGCAUGGGCGGAUCUUCCUCGGACGAGUUUGCGCUGCGUGCGGUCGACGAGGCCAAGAUCCGCUCGGUGCGUGCGAUCCUCGACCGAUGGUCUGGCUGUUGCUGACGACCACAGGCUCGCCCCGCUGAUCCGCUCGACUGCCUACCGCCAGCAGAGCCCUCCUGUGCGGACCCGUAUCUCUUGUGCGCUGGCAUCUUUGCUGGCUUUCUGACAUGCGCUUUCGCGGUCAAGGAACACUGUCCAAGCGCCUCCUGGUGCUUGCGUGCUUCCUUUCCACCCGCCUGUCCUUGCCUUCGCUCUCAACAUGUUCUGUUGCGGAUCCCGUCGUGGGAGUGCAGUCUCGUCGGUCUUUGCACGCACUCGCAGCAGUCCCCCUCCCCACUUCCACCCGCUAAUCUCCGGGCUGCGUCUGGAGAUAGAGAUGGCGAGACCCCAUGCCUCAUGUCCGGCCCAUCCGCUCGCAACACGGCGCCGGCUUCGUCGCGGGC
Molecule: messenger RNA, 1226 nt
Organism: Polychytrium aggregatum
Lineage: Eukaryota; Fungi; Chytridiomycota; Chytridiomycetes; Polychytriales
Product: copper homeostasis protein cutC
Exons: 6
Coding region: 79-843 (254 amino acids)
Molecular function (GO): copper ion binding
Source: RefSeq, a predicted model, not a curated record